Melozone crissalis (California towhee) is the source of this 1737-nucleotide messenger RNA. RefSeq names its product fatty acyl-CoA hydrolase precursor, medium chain-like. NCBI's taxonomy places the organism in Eukaryota, Metazoa, Chordata, Aves, Passeriformes, Passerellidae. Bases 15 to 1730 code for a protein of 571 amino acids. The record is from RefSeq and is a predicted model, not a curated record. The transcript is spliced from 14 exons.
GGGCCAGUGGCACCAUGGCAGCUGCGAGGGACACGGCGCGGCUGGCCUGGAUCCUCUGCCUCGGGGCCGCGGCGCUGGUGGCCACAGAACAACCAGAAGCAGAGACCAAAUACGGGAGAGUGCGAGGGUACCAAUUCCACGUGGACACAGCUGAGAGGACUGUAAAUGUCUUUUUGGGACUUCCUUUUGCUAAGCCUCCUGUUGGAUCACUGAGGUUUUCUGAACCCCAGCCACCUGAGCCAUGGGAAGGUGUCAGAGAUGCCACUUCCUAUCCACCAAUGUGUCUACAGGACCCAGUACAAGGACAGAAUUUUUCAGACUUGAUUACCAACAGAAAAGAGAAAGUUGCUCUGCAAGUGUCUGAGGAUUGCUUGUACCUAAAUGUCUACACACCUGUUUCUACCGGAGAAAAGCAGAAGCUGCCUGUCCUAGUAUGGAUCCAUGGAGGUGGAUUAGUUUUUGGAGCAGCUUCAUCAUAUGAUGGCUCAGUAUUUGCAGCAUUUGACAACGUGGUGGUUGUAACAAUUCAGUACAGACUCGGUAUUGCUGGAUAUUUUAGCACUGGUGAUGAGCAUGCCCGAGGUAACUGGGGAUAUUUAGACCAAGUGGCGGCUCUUCGCUGGAUUCAGGAAAAUAUCAUGCAUUUUGGAGGAGAUCCAGGAUCUGUCACUAUCUUUGGAGAAUCUGCAGGAGGAAUCAGUGUUUCUGCUCUUGUCUUAUCUCCCCUGGCCAAGGGCUUGUUCCACAAGGCCAUUUCAGAGAGUGGCACUGCAGCCCUGGGCUUGUUCACUGACCAGCCUAACGAGGAAGCACAGAAAAUUGCUGCUGUCUCUGGCUGUGAAAAAUCCAGUUCAGCUGCAAUGGUUGAAUGCUUGAGAGGAAAAACUGAAGCAGAACUACUACAGAUAACACUGAAAAUGGACAUGACAGCACUGCAGAUCUGCAAUGACUCCUCACCUGAAAAUUGCAAACAGGAUAUCUUUUUCAUCAGUGCAUGUGUAGAUGGUGUAUUUUUUCCAAAGAGUCCCAUGGAAUUACUCUCUGAAAAAUCAAUCAAUGCUGUCCCAUACAUCAUAGGAGUAAAUAACUGUGAAUAUGGAUAUGUACUUCCUAUGAUGAUGAAAUAUCCUCCUUUUGUGGAUGGUCUGGAUAAAGAUGUUGCACGUCAAAUUUUACAGAGCAACUUAGCACUAAUCAUUAAGGGCCUUACAUCUGAAGUUGUUGACAGAGUGUACAAGGAGUACAUGGGGGAUGCAGAAAGCCCUGCCCAGGUGCGAGAUGGCCUCCUGGAUGCAUUGGGAGAUGUCUACUUUGUCACCUCAUCUGUGGAAGUGGCCAGAUCCCACAGAGAUGCUGGCAACCCAGUCUACUUUUAUGAAUUCCAACAUCGGCCGAGUUCCGUGGAAGGUUUGGUACCAGAGUUUGUAAAAGCAGAUCAUGGAGCUGAAAUUGCCUUUGUCUUUGGAAAGCCAUUCUUAGCUGGAGGUGCUACAAAAGCAGAAAAUGAACUUAGCAGAACUGUGAUGAGAUACUGGACCAACUUUGCUAAAAAUGGAAAUCCCAAUGGAGAGGGCUUGGUCCAUUGGCCUCAGUAUGACCUGGAGGAAAAAUACCUGGGAAUAGACCUGGAGCAAAAGGCAGCAGAGAAACUGAAAGAACACAGAGUGGAGUUUUGGGCACAGCUCAUGAAACAAAGUCAGACUGGAAAGAGAAAACACACAGAUUUAUAAGAUCUGU